This is a messenger RNA of Dermatophagoides farinae (American house dust mite), 737 nucleotides long. It is a transcript of the gene ND-18, whose product is annotated as NADH:ubiquinone oxidoreductase subunit 18. The record is from RefSeq and is a predicted model, not a curated record. Gene Ontology annotation, biological process: electron transport chain. Gene Ontology annotation, cellular component: respiratory chain complex I. NCBI's taxonomy places the organism in Eukaryota, Metazoa, Arthropoda, Arachnida, Sarcoptiformes, Pyroglyphidae.
AUAUCGACGUCAAACAUAAAUAACGUAUAUGAUCGUUUGUAUACAAACUCAUUCUAUUCUGAAGGGGUUUUUUGAUUUUCUUCAUUUCACCAUACUUUUCAAUCAAAAUUAUUGAUUAUUUUGACCAUUUAGAAUAGUCAUGGCUUUUCGACAAUUAAUUGGAUCAACAUGGCAAAAAUUGCAAUCACAUGAAUCUAGAUUAUUAUCAGCAUCAUUACAACGAUACAAAUCAUCAUCAUCUAGAGGUGGAUUUUUAAACGGUGAUUGUGAAGAUAAUUCUAUAGUUCUUUCCGAUCCGGAAAAAGUUUCCCGAGUCGAAAGUCUUAAGAAUUCGUAUGUAACCGUAGAGGAACCGAAUACAUUGUCUAAUAUAUCGGGUAUACCGGCUGAACAUGUCCAUAAUCGACGGGUUCGAAUUUAUAAACCAGCAAAAAAUUCUAUGCAAUCCGGUACGUUUGAUACACAAAAUUGGAAAUUAGAUUUUGAAAAUCGUGCACGAUGGGAAAAUCCAUUGAUGGGAUGGACAUCAACUGGUGAUCCUAAAUCAAAUCUACAUCUAUGGUUUUCAACCAAAGAUGAUGCUAUAGCCUAUUGUGAACGUAAUGGAUUCCAUUAUGAAGUGGAUGAAACACAUGAACGUCGUAAAUUGAAAAAAACUUAUGCAGAAAAUUUCUCAUGGAACAAACGAACACGUGUCGGUUCUAAAUAAGAAUCAUGGAUGCAAAAAAAAAAUUUUA